CCGUCCAUGUACAAACUACCAAACUGCGUCCCUGGAACAAAAUAAAAACAGAAUUAUUGAAUACCAGUUUUAGUUUUAAAAGUGAGUCCAUUAUGUGCAAAAUGAACACUUCCCUGCUCUGGACGAGCUUUCUUAUUUUAGUUUUGAGUCAAUUUGAAGAAUCUUCAGCGUCUACUUUAACAAGGGUGGCGAGAGAAACUAAAUACACCACUAGAUUUGAUAAUAUUGAUGUUGAUGCGGUCCUAAAAAGCUCGAGGUUGCUGCUCAGUUAUGUUAAAUGUUUGCUGGAUAAGGGUCCAUGCACUGUUGAAGGAAAAGAACUAAAAAAAUUCAUUCCAGAUGCUCUGAAUUCUGAAUGUUCCAAAUGUAGUGAAAUCCAAAAGAAGCAAGCCGGUAAAGUUUUCACGAAUUUGUUGCUCCACCACAGGGAUUAUUGGAAUCAACUCAUUGACAAAUACGAUCCAAAUGGUAUUUACAAAACAAAAUAUGAAGUCGAUAAUGAAGAUUACGAUUAUUCUCAAUUGGACGACGCAUAAACUAUUAUAGCAAUUUUAUAAAUAAUAUUGUAAUGUUUAGGUAAAUAAAAAGUACUACAUCGACUAAAGUAUUGAUUGGAA
This is a messenger RNA of Brassicogethes aeneus, 617 nucleotides long. The record is from the annotation of a GenBank genome assembly. Lineage: Eukaryota; Metazoa; Arthropoda; Insecta; Coleoptera; Nitidulidae.